CACGACUACCACGGUUUCAUACUCUUAACGAUUCAAAAUGCCUUCAGCUACGACUCCCCUCGUGAACGAGAAGGGCAUUUCUCCCCCUCCCCAGGAGAAGGUCGCUUUCCCUCUGGGCUUCUUUAGCCCUAAGGUCCGCCCCUACCUGGAGUUGAUUCGUCUCCACAAACCCACAGGAACAAUCCUUAUGUUCUGGCCCUUCGCCUGGGGCUUGACUCUCGCCGCCUACAAGAAUGACCUCCCUCUGCAUCGUUACUGGGUCGAGCUCGCGAAGUCUGCCUUCAUCGCUGAACUCGUCCGUGGUUCAGCAUGCACAAUCAACGAUAUUUUUGACCGUAAAUUUGACGCCGGUGUCGAGCGCUCCAGGGGAAGGCCUUUGCCCAGCGGCCGUGUUACCGUCUUCGGCGCCCUUGUCUACCUCGUUGUCCAAUACCUCAUCGGCAUCGUCUUCUACUCGACCUACCCCAACACGCUCUCCAUCUAUGCCGGUCUCGUUCAGCUCCUCCCCCUCUUCUUGAUCUACCCCCUCAUGAAGCGCAUCACCUACUUCCCCCAGGCAUGGCUCGGUAUCGCUAUGAACUUCUCGCUCGUUGUUGGCUGGGCUUCCGUCACGGGUUCGCUCGACUAUGAGCUCCUUUUGGUCCUUCUCGUCGGCGCCUGGGGCUGGACGAUGCACUACGACACGAUCUACGCCUGCCAAGACCGUCGCGACGACGUCAAAGUCGGUGUCAAAUCCACCGCCGUCUUCCUCGGUGACUACGUCGGCCCCGUCUGCUUCGCCCUCGCCAUGAUGUUCGUCGGCACGCUCUAUUAUGCCGGUGUCCUCAACGGCCAGUCGCACUACUAUUUCUGGAUCUCCGUCGGAGGGUCGGCGGCACAUAUCGUUUACCAGUAUGCUGUUGUCGACUUGGACAGCCCUCCCAGCUGUGGACGUUUCUUUGACCAGAACGGACACAUGGGUCUCAUCACCUGGGCUGGCAUGAUGCUUGACUACCUUGUCAAGAUUGACGCUCUCCCCUUCAAAUUGCCCUUCUAA
This is a messenger RNA of Stereum hirsutum FP-91666 SS1, 1036 nucleotides long. Its product is annotated as 4-hydroxybenzoate polyprenyl transferase. The transcript is spliced from 6 exons. Gene Ontology annotation, biological process: ubiquinone biosynthetic process. Lineage: Eukaryota; Fungi; Basidiomycota; Agaricomycetes; Russulales; Stereaceae. Gene Ontology annotation, molecular function: 4-hydroxybenzoate polyprenyltransferase activity. The coding region runs from base 38 to 1036 and encodes 332 amino acids. Gene Ontology annotation, cellular component: mitochondrial inner membrane. The record is from RefSeq and is a predicted model, not a curated record.